Molecule: messenger RNA, 3153 nt
Organism: Marchantia polymorpha subsp. ruderalis
Lineage: Eukaryota; Viridiplantae; Streptophyta; Marchantiopsida; Marchantiales; Marchantiaceae
Source: the annotation of a GenBank genome assembly
UUCCGACCAUCGCAGAGUCAUCGGAAUUCGAGAGGAAUCUGAGCACUGUGAUGAGGAAAUGUACGAGAAAAUCCAGGAUGGUGCACUGUGAAAUCCACUCUACUCCGUUGAAGGAAGUGUGGUAAUAGUCGAAUUGCGUUGGUGAACUACCCCCGGGAACCCUAGAGCUUAGGAGACCCUUUUUAGCCACCCCUUGGACUUGACUUGUGCCAGGGGAGGAUGUGGAAAAUGUUCAGCAUCCAUGUCCCUGCCUUCGGCCCUCGCUCGAGGUAGCUCGUGUAGUUUUGCACGAGUGUUAGCUUCCCGAGCCUCGAGCCUCGGCUGCUAUCGCUCUGUGUCGAGCUUUUUCGAGCCCGGAGCCCCUGCGAGUGCAAGACAUUCGGGACCGGAAUCUGGUUCGGAUUCGGGAGGGAAGAAGGAGGACGAGGAACAGGGAAAGCCUAGAAGGUCUCGAUUUCCUUCGAAGGUGUUGAGACCCGAGAGUCCCGUGCAUUGGAAUCUGUCUGAUACCAUGAAGAAAUCGGAUUCUAUUCCUGUAUUUUCCACCGUGAGCAAUCCGGACGACGCAUCGUCUGCGACCACCAAGCCCUUGAGUAUGUGGCCUGGUAUGUACCACUCUCCUGUGACGGCAGCUUUGUGGAAUGCGAGAUCCACAAUUCUGGAGAGAGCCUGGCUCGCUCCUUCUGAUGGCCCUCCGCAAACGACCAUUAUGACGAAGACUCCGGAAGAAAGCCGGACGAGUAUACUGUACGCUCUGUCUACUGACAAAAUUCUGCGAGAGCAGUAUAGGAAUCCUUGGCAAGGUGUGCGAAUUGGAAAACUAUUAGAAGAUCUCGAUGCACUCGCGGGCACUAUUGCUGUUAAGCACUGUGCAGAUGUUGACCACACAACUAGACCCUUGCUGCUGGUGACAGCUUCUGUAGAUAAGAUUAGCCUUUUGAAACCACUGCUGCUAGAUGAAGAUCUGAGAAUUGGCGGUGCUGUGGCCUGGGUUGGCCGGUCGUCAAUGGAAAUUCGGAUGGAGGUUAUUCAGCCCGUUACUGAGGAAGAAGCUACCGAGGAUGAUAUAGCUCUAAUUGCGAACUUCACUUUUGUGGCACGUGACUCCGUUACGAAGAAAGCUGCUCAAGUGAAUCGCUUGCAACCCGAGAGUGUUGCAGAGAAGAAGCUCUUUCAAGAAGGUGAGGGUAGAGAUGAGAGGAGGAAGGCCAGGAUGAAGGACUUGUCUGAAGGCAUGAGGGUUGGCAAAGUCCCCUACGACGCUCAAAAAAUGCAAGCGUUGCUCCGAGAGGGCCGUGUUCUGAUCGAGAUGCCCACUCUGGCUGAUAGGAACAGUAUCCUCAUUCGAGACACAAGGUUAGAGAAUGCCAUUGUUUGCCAGCCUCAACAACGUAACAUGCAUGGACGUAUCUUUGGAGGCUUCCUCAUGCGGCGUGCCUAUGAACUGUCAUACACGACUUGUUAUGUGUUUUGUGGGACCAAGCCAGUUUUCCUGGAGGUUGAUCACGUUGAUUUUCGUCGACCGGUAGACGUUGGGGACUUGUUGCGGUUCAAAGCCUGCGUUUUGUACACAGAAACAGACCAAAAUGGUGAUCCGUUAAUACACAUAGAAGUUGUUGCACAUGUCAUUCAACCCGAGGUACAGAGUAGUGAGGUUUCCAAUACAUUUUACUUCACAUUUACGAUUGAUCGGGAGCAACGAAAGGAUGGAGCUCCCCCCAUAUUGAAAGUCGUGCCCUCUGCUGAGGAGGAAGCUCGCGUUGUUCUCUCUCGAUUUGAUGCCGACCACCCAGUUUGCCAAUUAAAUUGUGCCACUCAAGAAACACGCGAGAUAGGGAGUCAUCCGAAGGUAUGUGUUUCCCUGCAAAGGGUUACAGAAUGAGGUGGUCCUCGUUAGAUCUGAAGGCACUGAGUGUUAAGGUAGACAUAAUCAUAGUUGUCAGGAGAGCUUAGAAAUAUACUUAGGUUGUUAUCAUACCUCGAGUAUGGUGCCACAAAGGUUCUCUCAAGCUCUUGCGAUGACUUUUAUUGACCGCCGAAAAGACCAGUCACUUUUUGCAUGGACGAGCGAACUGGUAAAGGAUGUCCAAUAAAAGAAGAGGAUGGAGCACAGCUAAAGCCUUGUAGGUAAGUAAGUUCAAGAGAGCACAUUGCAUAUUCUUGACUCCCACAUUUUAGAUUGUGGGAUAAUAUAAAUUUAUACGUUUAACGAUGUAGGAAAGGGAGAACGUGAAUCACUCAAGCCAAUAAGUGCCCAGUAAGAGAUCAUGGUAUCCGAAUCAUAAUCUGCAGGCCCUCAGUAUCUAGUUUCCAUAAAGUUAGUUUUACCGCUGUAGAGUGAUACUCGGGUCCGCGGAGUCUCGGUUAUCACUACACUGGGAGUCACGGUGUGGAAGUGAAAACACGAAAAGAUUGCAUGAUUUUCUGUGGAGUGAUAUACACUGCGUGUUUUUACACGUUGUGUAUUGACGUCGAUGGAUACUUUCUACUCAUCGGGGCAUAUGACAAAAGACUUUCUAUUCUGAAGGAAGUUUAUUGCCCAGAGGAAUAAACGCAGAACGGAAUCCCGAUUUGGAAAGAUGAUAAACUCCAGUCGGACUAGAGUAAUGGAUAUCUUGUUUGUGUUUGCUCGGAAGCAAUUCAAUGUACUAAAGUGGAACUUUACACUUUUAGGCGGAACUCUGUGAGGGCACAGUCCCACCUCAAGGUUUUGAUGCAUGAUGAAGAAUCUCUGACAAAGUCAAAUGAUGAUUCAAAGUUAACCGAACUGGCUCCACCUGUGGUUUCUGGAACAUCAUAGUGAAGAACCCACUCAAAAUGUGCACCGGUGCGACCUCAUGAUUUCUCACCCAUAUGAUCACAACACAUGUCUACGUAGACCUUUACGUGCUCUUUUAAAAUUGCAAACGUGGUUUCCCAUUUUAUUUAGUCCAUCCUCGAGUGCGGCGAUCUGUUGGCACUCCACACCGGCUGGGGAGAGUGUACACUAAGUAGGGUUAAUUCGUAGAUAGAUGGAUUAUGGGCCAUAAUCCAUAAUCCAUCAAAGCCAUGGGCCAUAAUUUAUGGCCCAUGACUUUGAACUCAGGGCAAUCUAUAUGAUAUGAGACUUAAGAGUUGUUCUGAAAGAAUUAAUAUAAACAAUUCAUGUUGCCA